UCUCCUGGGCUUCUGCUGUCUGCCAACCGCGGCGGCCCUGCUGGGCGGGAGCUGCCCCUCGCAGGGCUGUCUCCUGAGGAGGCCGGAGCGCCCCGGGGGGCGGUCGGUCCGGUCCGGCUCGGCCCGUGCCUGGCGCUGGCGGCGGAUCACUCUCCGUGAACCGGUGGUGUUGAAGAAACUGAAUGAAUGGAACAGUUAGGGCAGAUGGGAGCUUUGCAUUUCAUGCUCUCCGCUUGCUGCAAACAACACUGUCUCUAAGUGACUUCACAUCAUUGGAGCUGUGUGUCCUGAGGGACUCUGAAGACCUCUGAAGCUGCAAGGGCGCCAUGAUGGAUAACCGAUUCGCUACAGCGCUAGUAAUUGCUUGUGUUCUCAGCCUCAUCUCCACCAUCUAUAUGGCAGCUUCAAUUGGCACCGACUUUUGGUACGAAUACCACACCUUGUCCCCAGCUGAGAAUGUUAGUGAAGCUGGUAGGAGCAUCUGGGAGGAAUUUGUCAGCGAAGAGGCAGAUGAGAAGACCUACACAGAUGCACUCUUCCGGUGCAACGGCACGGUUGGAUUGUGGCGGAGGUGUAUCACUGUACCCAAAAACUCUCACUGGUACAGCCCACCAGAAACUGAUAUGACUACAAACUGCAUCAGUUUUUCCCUCUCUGAUCAGUUUAUGGAAAAGUACAUAGAGCCUGGAAAUCACAAUAGUGGCACGGAUUUGAAUCGUACAUAUCUCUGGCGAUUGCAGUUUCUACUGCCCUUUGUCAGCCUGGGCCUCAUGUGCUUUGGGGCUCUGAUUGGGCUCUGUGCUUGUGCCUGUCGCAGCCUUUACCCAGCCAUUGCCACUGGAGUCCUCCAUUUCCUAGCAGGGCUUUGUACACUGGGCCUCGUUGGCUGCUACGUAGCUGGGAUUGAGCUGCUCCAUAAGAAGCUGCCCCUGCCUGAUGAUGUGAGAGGUGAAUUUGGCUGGUCCUUCUGCCUCGCCUGUGUCUCAGCACCUUUGCAGUUUAUGGCAGCCGCUCUUUUCAUCUGGGCGGCUCGCACCAACAGAAAGGAAUUCACUCUCUUGAAAGCGUACCGCGUGGCAUAAGUGCUGCUGCUGAAGUACCAUGUUAUAGCCUCUUCUCUCCCCAACCCUUACUACUUUUUUCUUUUAGUCAGAAUUUUACCUUGUACUGCGUGCUUCUUGCCAGUUGAGACAAUUUAGCGUGCAGGCCCUGAAGACAAAGACCUCUGGGCUAGAUGACUAAACUCUGCCAGAAGUCUGCAGAACUUGAACAGGGGUUUUUAAAUUGUUGGUUUUUUUAAGAAUUAUUAUUACUGUUAUUUUUUAAGCUUCAUUUCGUUGUUGACUAUCGCCUUGGUUAGUUGUACAUACCCCUUCCUAACUUUAUUACCCUCUCAGCCUGGAAGAAAUAGGAGUGGUGGUGUGGGGUGAAAGAGACAUAGGAAAAGAUGCAGGUAGGCAGGAGUGGGAACCUCGGUUCACAAAUAAUAAAUAAUCGGGAGCUGUCUGCUGUGUGACCCAAGCAGGCGCUACCUGCGGAGAGCACCCAAGAGACAUGGGGGAACUCAGAAACCUCUGUUAUGGAAAUACUGUAGCUAAAUCAGUUCUAUAGCUUAGCUUUGGGUCUCUUAUUCUCACUAGUUUGCUACUUUUUGUAACUUCAGCCAAAAUGGAUGCAGGCAGAGCAGCUGGCUGUGGGAGUGCCUGCACAGCACACCAUCCUGAGCACAGACUGUGCUUGCUUUUGCCAAGGAGUGGGAUAAGUUGGCCCAUGUGGAGGCUGCUUUAGCUACACUGCUUCCAGGACCCAGGCUGGUUUGGUAUCGGCACUACAUGUGAUUGUGCACUCUAAUCUUAACUUGUGGUGCUUUUGCUUGCUGUGAAAUAAGGCUUUUCUUCCUCGUUGUGUUGAAAACGACCCCUCACAAUUUUUUUCGAAUUUCAUUUAGUGUGUGUAUAUGUACAUAUAUAAACCUAACUUUUUGUAAAGCUCACCUAUUUAUCCUAUAUAGCAUACAACCGGGUUUUUUAAAAAGGUGCUGCUCUUUUCCCAACUUGCCCCAAACCUAUUGUUUAAAUGAAAUAAUAAUAAGUAAAAAAAAAAGCUCAGAAACUUUCAGCAUUGCAUGAAUCUGAUGGAAGGGUGAGGAAAUGGUGUGAAGGGAAUUUUACUCGGGGAAAGAAAAGCCAAUGUCCACAUCAUUCUCUGUUUUCAGGGAAACUUCACCAGAAACAGAUGUUGGAUUUUUUUUAAAUUAAAUUCUUGAGCUCCUGUGAACUUUAUAUUUUCUCCUGCUUAUCAUUGGGGGGCACAAAACCCCAUAAUUUCUGCACAUAUUUCUUCUAAAUCAUUGCAACUCUAGCCAGACCGGGUGGCAUGUCUUAACUAGAAAACAAUGUUCCAAGACUAAACUGUUUACUUCUGAGGCCUUAACUCCCCUCAUUUCUUUACUCCAUGCUUAAUAUUAGAAGUAUGUCUUAGAAGAAAUAAAUUUUGAAAAAAUGAGUAAGUCUGUGAUGGCAAAGAUCCUGUGAGAUACUGUUAAUGAGAAUGACACAGAAAUAGACAUUUUUAUCUCUCAUCUGUUUUCAUAUUUUCGUUUGUGCCUUUUGUUAUUUUUUCAGUAGGUGCUUCUACCCAGGUUGGGUUUGCUGGAUCAGCAAACAGCCCUAGUCACAAGUUCCGUGAAGAUCAGGGAUAUCUGCUAGUAUCAUUUCUUUAUUUUUUUUAUCGUGUGUGAUAAGGAUCAAACAACUUCUCCCUUUAUUAUCAACGUUGGAAUCUUUACAAAAUGAAACAAGGAUGAUGAUGAAAACCAGGAUCACUGAAAAAGCAGUAGUGGGCGGUUCAAGAUAAUAAUCUUUCUCCUGCCGUUGAAUGACUUUUCACCUUUCCUCCUAAAACAACUUCUUUCCCUCUCUACAACGUCUGGGUCAGUAUUAACCCCGUGAGAGGGGAUAUGGUACUUUUGUGCAGUAUCUGAGAGUAAAUGAAGUUUGUGCUGCUGAUAUGUAUUGAUAUGAUGCUUUUUUAGAGUCAUUAGUUAUCUCUGACUUAGAUAAGGCAUAACUGCUCAGCUUGUCUUGUUCCUCAUUUAUCAGAAGUACUAGGGCAUGCAAGCCUCAGCUUGGGUCAAAAGGACUGGAAGUUACUAUUCUGCACUUUGAGAGGAAACACUGCUGGUUAUUUUAUCUAAUACAGUUUGGGUGGGUUUUUUUCUUUUUUCAGGAGCUGGCAGACUAAUCAUAUUGUGUGAUUUUAAUCUGAGCAAUGGGGAUUCUGUGCAUUUGCUCUCUACUCUUGUAUCAGACACCUGUUUUUCUGAAGUGUAAAUCUGUUUGCAAGUGUUAACACUCUUGCUUCCAAAAGGAAUGUUAUGGAGGGAAGAGGGAAUGUUAGAGGUGCUGUCAGUCGUUUCUUGAUCAUUUAACUACCAGCAAACCCAAGAUUGUCUGUGAGAUAGAUGUUUCAGUUUUUCUCUGCCCUGAAGAGAAAUUUCAUGCUGAAAUGAAGAAAACAGUCUUUAACUGAUCCUUGAUUUGGACCACGUAACUAAAAUGAGGGUCACCUUUCAGGGUUUGGGGGGAGGGGGGUAUUUUGGUUUGGGUUUUUGUGAUGUGGUUGGGUUUUUUCUUCACUCUUACGUAAAGAUUUCUUCAUCAGAAUGGAUCUCAGCGGGAGGCAGAUUUCAUAAGAAGGAGGUCUUGCCCUGUCUGUCUGGGGUGGUGGAUCUACAUAUAGCCAUCUUGCUUGGUAACUGUGUGCUUUGCUCAAGAUGUAAAGUGAGGAAGAAGAGUUCUUGGACUGCUGGCUUGGGUCCAUGAAAUGGGGUUGGAGGAUGAAAAAACAGUAGACGCUGAGGAUGGAGUAAUUCUAUAAAAGAGAGAUAGUUAAGCUCACGAACAGAUGAGACAGAUCUUGACCCAGAGCGGGUUGCACAGGAGGCCUUCCCCACUGGCAGAUCCUUGUGCCAUAUUUAGAGGCCGGCCGUGUUCAAGAGAAGCUUGAGGCCUGGGCGUAUGGUUGUGGUCGCAUACCUCUAUGCAAACGCAGACACCCUUGCUCAGAAAAGUGAAGAGUGCUCCAACUCUGCAAGAAAGCGGUGAGAUCAAAGGCUGAUUUGCGUUCCUCAGUAUCUUGUGGUCUGACCAUGGGAGGUGUUUACUGAUACUGGUUCAGUGUUGGGGGUGGAGGUAAUACAGAUACAUACAGUGAGAUCAAAGUAGAUGGGGGGGGAAGGGCUGUCCUUUUGUGUCUGUGUGCAUAGGAGGAAUGGCACACAUCUGUAACACACUUGUGUGGGCCAGUGAAAGUGAAGAGAAGGCAUAUCAAAGGAAAAGGAGAAACAAAAGAGGAGGAGGAAGAAUCCCAUCAGACUGAGAGUGAGAACUGAGGAUUCUUGACACUGUAUGGGAACAAGCUCCCAGGACUCCAGCGCGAACACCCCGUGUGGUGCUGUGUAGCCAGCAUAGCAAAGGCCAGCUGCUGCUCCUCCACCACCACUGCCUUCCUGCCCACCCAUGGCACCCUCACGGUGGAGGCAUAAGCAAGUGGGUGAAUUCUCCUCUUGUACUUAGGCGAAACCCAUUAAAGUUCUGUCCCCCGAAUCUGAGGUGGCCAAGCUGCAUUUGUCCUUCAGACAUGCCCUGAGAAAACAAUGUUUGUUCUUCACAGGGUUGGGCUUGUUUUCCUGCCAGCACUGUGAAACCUCUAGGAAAGCAGGACUAGCAGAAAGCUGCACAGAGCAAUAAAGUGUGUAGUCUAGGUAGCAGCCUUUUCUUAUUUUAACUCAAAGUGAUGUUUUCCCUGUCCUCUCCCCCCUGUUCCAAACAGGUCUGAGAAGAGGCUGGUCAGUGAAACUGCCAAGAGGGGGUUUAUUGUGGUGACUGUAAAGACAGCUCCCACUGGUUUUAGAGGAGGGAUCACUGAAAACAGGAGAAUAAUCAAUCCCAUUUUCCCUACUUUAAUAAAAAAGCAGCAUAGAGCAGACACAAAAACCUGUUUUGUUGUGUAAAGGGGACAGUUCAGCACUUAGAAGAAGAAUAUGUUGUGGCUGCAAGUGACAGCGGAAUCUUGGAUGACCCAAGAGGCCCUUCUAAAUCUGUUGUUGUGCCAGAAGUUAUGUGUAUUGAUCUACUUUUCCUUCUGGAUUGUGUGCUGGCCAGGUGGUCCUUUCCCGAUGGAAGGUCUGUUGCAGUCUUUUUGCUUUACAGUGAUAAGGAAUGCCUCCUCUCCCCUCAUCUAAAAUGCUCUGAAGUGUGUUUUGAGAAAGGUGUUCGAGGUUUUUCUUUUUUCUGUUCUUUGUCACUUCUGGUUGGCACCAAAUUACGUACCAGCUCACAGUCUGUUUCUUGCAGUGCUGUCAUAGUUCUGUGAUUCGAGGCAGUGACCUCUGAAAAGCUCUUUCCUGCUUGCUGGCAUCGUGUGUGCUCAGCCAGUACCUGCUGUUCAAAGGGAAGUUCUGAACUGUCAGCAUCUUGUCAUCGUUGUAUCUUGGGCUGAUUGUCCACCUCUCUCUGUGUGUAUUUCCAGCUUGAGUAGAUUGUGUAUCUUAACAGAGAGAGGAUAACAUCUUGAGGCUGCUGCGGCCCCCCUCCCCCCGUUUCCUCAGGAAUAACUAGAGUUUUGAGCUAUUGAGCUUUUUAUAACCUGGUUUCUAAUAGGAAAGGAUCGAAAGUUUGUGUGUGUACUACUAACUCUCCCGUUGCUGCAGAAUGUUAUUCCUGCCCUAUAUUUUUAAACUACAAGUUUCAAGACUACGGAGUGCAAAGUGAAGCCUUUGUUCAAGUUGGGAUUCAGGUAUGGCAGUGGAAGAAUGGAUACUCCGUAACUGGAAGCCUGGAUGGGUGUCGGGAUAUGACAAUAGCAGCCAUAAGUAUAAUUUUGCAUAACUAGCGCAUGUCUGCCUAGUGAUGCAUGCCAAACCUCGAUACAAACCAAGGACCACUGGAAAAAAUCUGAGAGCAAUAACGUGUUCUACUCCUGUCUCUCCUCCUCCCUUCUAAAAUCACCAUUAAAAAAAAUAACCAUAGGGACAGCGGUUUAUUUAUUGGUCAGGUUAGAGCAAUGAGUGUCAGAUGUCUCUGUGCUCUGUGACUUCUGUGUACAGACCAGGGUGAAAAUGAGAAUUGAUUUUUGCAGAGGAUCCAGGCAUCUCUCUAGCCUUGGGUUUUCCAAGGUGAAGAUUGAAAGUUUUCAAAAAAACUAGAACAUUUUGUUUAAUAAAAAUUCAUUAUUAUUACUUAAUAAGAACCCUCCUAAAAAAAAAAUAGUGGGUUUUUUUUUUAUAGGCGGCUUUAUUUUCCCAGCUUUCUCAAGUCUUUCAUCUGCCUUUUUUUAACUGUGUCUUAUAUUAAAUGGUUUUAGAAUGUUAUCUUUUUUAGGUUGAAGUUUACAAAGAAGAUAAUCUGUUGUAUUUUGUAUCUUUGUCACUGAAAAGGAAACCUGUACGUAUGUAACUUCUCAGUGGACCUACCCAUUACAUUUGUAAUUUGGACUAGUUCUCAAUAUCAGACAUGCAUUUUUUUCUAAAAUUUUGGAGUACCUAUUAAAACAAAGGUUGAUCCAAACAUCUUUAAUAGCCUUUCAAAAAAGUAAAUAACGGGGAAGUCUUUCCAGAGCACUGCAGGACUCCUCCUAACUCCUUGUUAUGACCUACCACAUGUCUGGACCUUUACAAUCAGUCCUUUUUCCACCCAGCUUCCACAGCUGAAUGCGUGUGAGUAUGUUUUGCCGCAUGUUAACUUGAUUGAGCCGUGGUUGAGGACCAUUCCCCGUUGUAAGUUCACCUUUUAUCCUCAUGAUAAAGGGGUUGAUACUACAACGCCCCUGUUGUUACAGAGAUGGAAAAACCCUGUGAAGGUCUCCGGAAGAACCAUCCGGUUCGCUGGCUGCCCGGAGGAACCAGGGCAGAGCGCAGGGAGGAGCGCAGCUGCCCAUACGGCUCCAUCACGUUUCUGUACCCACCAGCUCAGCGGUGGAGACUUGUGUUAGCUGUGUUAGUGUUGGGUGUCCUUCGCACGGGGUCAGGUGAGCCCAGCCGUGCCGUGCCGUGAGUAUACUCGUGGGCUAAGCUCCCAAAUCAAUACUGCACUCAAUCACAGGUUUUUUCCUUCCUUUGAGGCCAAGUACAGCUUGUACCUUUAGCUAAUUUGAUUCUUUGGGAGAUUCCUCCCGCAGAGUCUGGUAGCUGACACUGUUGGCUAGCUGCCCUUGGCAGUACCUUUUUACAUUGAAUGGGUUUUAUGUAAAUUCACCAAGAAAUCUCAUUAUCGGAGGAUUUGCCUGUGGCUAACACGUGUAAAGAGUGUCAAAGCUGACUGUGUGAUACGUUGCUGACAGUCUGAUGUGUUUAUGCUGAUGUUGAUUUAAUUGUUGAUUGAAUCCACCAUUUCCUCACCGAAGUGAUGUGUGUUUUGGAGGGUGGGCUGGCUGACACCAGGAGCGGGCUGCAGUAGCAGUGCAGAGCGGGUGCUAAUUUUCUGUGAUGCCUCAGCUCUGCCAGAGCCUUCCUGCCUAUGGGUGAUACCGAUAGCAGACGCCGGAGAACAGGUUCCACGGCCUCUCCAAAUCCUUCCUGGCUCUCAGCCCUGCACUGGACCGUGCUCCCUUACCACUGCUGAUUCCCCAAUUUAAACAAACUACUUGUGGGGGUGAUUUUUGUGAUCCCAGUUCCUUACUCGAGUCAUUUCUCCAACCCUUGUUAAAUUGCUUUGGUUGAGAAAGGGGUGAGGGUUGUCUUCACCAGAAAUAAGCUCUGCUUUCUGGGGCUGUGGCAGUCGUUUCUCUUGCAAACAAAUCCCUUUUGCCUUGCACUCAAGUGACCCAUUUAACUAGCUAGCUUUGAUUUGCAUUUUGAUGUUUACUUCCACACAAAACAGCAGCAGCAGUGAUAUAAAACCACAGUGUCUGCCUAGUGCUAGAACUGCUUGGGUUCACUAAAGGUCUUUGAGUUCUGGAAAGUGAUAAACCAGCCACAAUGAGGACAUCAUGAGUGGUGUCAGUAGCGAGAUGCAGCUGGCAGAGUCACCCCUGCCUCCCAGUGCUAAACUGGGAGGUGAGGCAGGAGGAGCUGGUGAGCGGGGCACGGGCUGCAGUGGGAAAUGAGCAGACCCUGAGGGUGGGCUGCGGGUUCUGGAGCAGCUUCACCAUCCUGCUGGAGCCACUGCAGUGGCUCAGGAACAGUGCUCAGAGGACUGGAUCAGCUGUGGGAGGGACAGCAUGGACAUACUGGGUGAGGUUCCCCAGCGGGCCUGGUGUUGAAGAGGCGGCUGUAGCAGCCAGGGCGGUCCUCCGUCAGGAGCACAAAGCGUGUAGCAUUACGGGAAAGGAAGCCAAAACUGUUCUGGAGCAGAGGUGUGUUUUACCUCCAGCCACCUCAGUGAGCUGACAGGAGUGUCAUCAUGCAGGUGAUAGACUUGUUAUUCCCCUUCCAUGUCUCCUCGCUUCCUUCUCCCAGCUCCUACGCUGAUUCUCCCCUCUCUUUCAUGGCCUUUUUAACCACAAUAAAUAAACCAGCUACUCACUUUAGAGUGAAUUGGGCCAUACUCAGAGGACCUUAAUUCUGUCCACAUCCCUGUUACACACCCAGUUGGGUGCGCCUGGAAGCCUGAAGCCAGCUCAUUGGAAAUGCUAGGCACAGGAACGUUUGUUAGGGCAUGCAGCUAUGGCCAUGAACACCUUUAGAGUGCUGGCACCCCUUUUUAAUGUGGCCUAGAUGCUGUUGGCUCUGCUCUGCCAGAUGCUCAGUUUAUGGUUUAAAUUGUCUGCAUCCAGUGUUUACAGAAUGAGAAAUAAGACCUUAAUUUGCAGUAAAAGAUUUACAUAGUACAGUCUGGGCUAAAGGAGCUCUUGUUCCUGCCAGCUGUCUGCUUCUGUUCUGCUCCCUGUCCUGGGUCAUCUUCACCCCAGGAGAUGCCAGUAGGGAGCUGAUAGUUCCUUGAUAUCAGGACAUUGUUUGUGUUCAACAAGCUGGCAAGGCAACAGGGAUCAACUGAUGGAGCAAGAAAACCCCUGUGGUGCCAUCAUGCACGAUGCCAAGAUUCUGGUCUAGAGGUAAAGACAGAUUGGGGGGAAUUUUUCCACCCAUUUUUCAGAGGCUGUAUCAUAUAUUCAGCUCAGGUUUUUCCUUUAUUGCUAGUAAUUUUUAGAUUAACUGCCAGAGUUUCUAGAAAUUAUAGGAGUCACCUUUGUCUUCUCACUGAAAAGGAAGAUUUCUAACAAAGAUGUCACUGAUUUCAAGCUCCCCAGCCCAACAGAAAACCCUGAGGGUUAUUUGAAGCAGUGAGAAAUAAGUGGGACAAAGAAGGUCACGAUAAUGAAGAAUCAGGAAGGUGAAUUUCAGACAAAGGUCAUGUUUUCUGUAGGUUUCUUAUUCUGGGAUGUAGUAACUUGGGUUAUGCAUGAAAGAUGCAGGAAAUACUUGUCCUUCACUUUGCUGUGUUCAGCCUUAGCCAGCAUUGUGUGUUGAAGUUGUAGAUGGUUGGGGGUAUCCUGAGAGGAGUGGACAGCACCUCUAGAAUGUUUAGAAACCAUAAACUUCAAGGCAGGGAGCAAUGGAGCCAUUAUGUAGAAAGAAAGACUUUUGAGUGGGGCAAGUAACUUUUUUUACGAAAGGAAUUGCUAUAGACAAUGGCUGGUAGUUCUCCACAUCCACUGGUGAUAGGACAAGAGGUAACCAGCUUAGUUUGUAGUAAAGGAGAACUAAGCUGAUGGACAGAAAAAAAGUGUUUUGGUCUAGGUAUGCUUCAUCCUGAGCUAGAUGAUUAUUUAUCAUUUCAACCCUACACUUACAUUCCCAAGGGCUGAUCUGCUGAGUGUUACCGAGAGACACCGUUUCUGAGGGACUUUCUUGGCUUAUUCUGUCACAGAAUUAUUUCUAAAAUACAAAUACCAAUAAAGGUAACUGAACAUGGACCCUCAAAUGCUGUGAAAUUUGGUGAAGAUCCGAUUACUUAUACCUGAGACACUGGCUCAAGGAGUCUUCUGAAAAGUCACUUACAUCGAUUUUCCAAAAAUGUUCUUAGAUUAUAUUUAUUUGAACUGUGUUUAGUUUGGGGGUUAUUUAAUUUUCAUUGAGACAAGCCUGAGGAAACUUAAUGUCUAUAUGAUUAUUGUCCUUCCUUCUCCUUUAUAACUUUAGAAUCUUGGCUUGUUCAAGCCAGAGUUGCUGAAAUACUGAUUCUUAGAAGUUUCCUUUAAAGAGGCCUCAUAGAGGACAGGGACUCUGCUAUGUGUCCGCUGCAGGAGGCAUCGCCAUCCAAGUGCAUCCUGAGCAAAAUAGUGUUACAGUUCAUGGUCAUCUUACCCUUUUUUUUUUCUUUUUCUUUUUUUUUUUUUUAAAUUGAUAUCACUUAUACAAUGAAUGAGAGGUAUUAUGUAUCUUAUCUUCUUUAUGUGAUGCGCUGAAGCCUUAUGACUUCUUUAGGUGAUUUUGGAAUGGAUGAAUGAAAGGCACUGGGACUUGCUCCUCCUGGUUUUAGAACAAACAAAAUGACCAGCCUUGAAAUCCUGUGGAUGCUCGAAUGAUGCCGCACAGAUCUGGUCCGUAAAAUUCACUCGUGUAUAUAUAACUGGUUUGAACCUUGGUGUGGUGUUUUAAGGAAUUCUGUUGGUGUAACGAAGCAGCGCUGAUUUACUCUCUAUGAUACAUCUCGGAUUAGAUUCCUGCCCCGUUGAUGGCACUUCUUGUAGGAACGAAGUGAGACCACAGAUGGUAUUUGUAUCCCAGAACUUGCAGUCUUUUAGACAUUGAUGAAUUAGUUCAUAGGGAGUGAUGUAAAAAAAUUGUCAUAAGUAGGGAAAUAAAGACAGAUGUUUGAUGUGCAGUGACAUUUUUUAUAUUUGUUAUGCUGAGUCAGGCUGAAAUCAAAGAGGUCAGAAGAAGGCAUCAGAAGUUAGAGAUGACAGAACUCGGCAAAAACAAGGUUUAGAAAAUUAAGUCUGAACUGCAACCAAUAAAACUGAUAUUUCUUCUGGCCUUCCAGGAAAGAAGACAGCUUCAUAUUAGUGAUACAUUCAUAACUGUUCUGAGACGGUAUCCUUCUUCAGCUUGCUCACACAGAAGUACUCAUGAGCUGAUUGCCCAAAAACUUUGAAAUUUACCUCUGAAAAUGAAGGUAGUUAAGUAAGCUUUCUUCCUUGAUACUGAUUUCUAAGACAGAAUUAAUUAUCUUUCAAAUAGGAAAUAAUUGUUUCUCAUCAUACUGUUCUAACAAUUGAUUCUGCCCUACUUGAGUUGAUUGUGUCUUACCAGAGGGGCUUUGUGCUUGAACUCACCUUUGUUCUCUGUGUCUUUAUUUUUUAAGUAAAGUUUUUUCUACAACUGGCUUCU
Molecule: messenger RNA, 11332 nt
Organism: Falco peregrinus (peregrine falcon)
Lineage: Eukaryota; Metazoa; Chordata; Aves; Falconiformes; Falconidae
Gene: CLDND1
Product: claudin domain containing 1
Exons: 6
Coding region: 327-1082 (251 amino acids)
Cellular component (GO): membrane
Source: RefSeq, a predicted model, not a curated record